GUUAGGCAUAUCAUCAAACGCAACAACUUAAGCGGGAGUUUUCUCGACGGCGGCGCCACCGUGCAGCGCAGCUUGGCCUUCCUGGAUUCCGAUAAUCAAUGGCCGGGGAUAUCGUGAUAAUAUUCGACUUCGACAGGACUCUAAUCGACGACGAUAGCGACCAAUGGGUUCUAACAAAUAUGGAUCUAACCGAUCACUUCAAUCAGCUCCGGGACACAUUGCCGUGGAAUUCUCUCAUGGAUGCAAUGCUGAAGGAGCUAUAUCUUCGAGGGAAAACUGUACAGGACAUUGCCGAGUGUUUGAAAAGUGUUCCAUUGCAUCCUCAUAUCAUUGCAGCUAUAAGAUCAGCUCAUGCCCUUGGAUGUGACUUGAAAGUGGCCAGUGAUUCAAAUUCGUUUUACAUAAAAACUAUUCUGGAGCAUCAUGGCAUAUACAGCUGUUUCUCAGAGAUCAUCACGAACCCCGUUUCUACAGAUGGUGGACGGCUCAGGAUCUUCCCCUAUCAGGAUGCUUCUUCACCCCAUGGUUGUGACCUCUGCCCACCCAACCUGUGUAAGGGAGGUGUUAUAAAGCAGAUACAGGCUUCCAUGUUGGAUGGGCCGAGUAAAAGAUUAAUAUACAUUGGAGAUGGCAAGAAUGACCUGUGUCCGACCCUGACACUUGUUGAAGGAGACUUCGUGAUGCCUAGGAAGAACUAUUCCUUAUGGAAGCACAUAUUGAAAAAUCUCCGGCUCGUGAAAGCUAAAGUUUGCGAGUGGAAUGAUGGGGCAGAUCUUGCAAGGAUCUUGAUCGAACUUGUUAACAUGCUAAGGUAAUGACACGACUCUGAUAGCUAAACUUACUGUCUAUGAUGUUUGGUCUUUAUUAACAUUGUUGUAUGUGAAGAAAAUUUGUAUGAGAAACUGUAUAGAACAAUACUUACAUAUCUGAAUUGCAGUAAUACUUUUAAAGGGAUUUAAACAUGCUUUUUUG
Molecule: messenger RNA, 972 nt
Organism: Andrographis paniculata
Lineage: Eukaryota; Viridiplantae; Streptophyta; Magnoliopsida; Lamiales; Acanthaceae
Product: thiamine phosphate phosphatase-like protein
Exons: 4
Coding region: 99-815 (238 amino acids)
Molecular function (GO): phosphatase activity
Source: RefSeq, a predicted model, not a curated record